Molecule: messenger RNA, 703 nt
Organism: Aspergillus saccharolyticus JOP 1030-1
Lineage: Eukaryota; Fungi; Ascomycota; Eurotiomycetes; Eurotiales; Aspergillaceae
Exons: 3
Coding region: 57-500 (147 amino acids)
Cellular component (GO): mitochondrion
Molecular function (GO): oxidoreductase activity
Source: RefSeq, a predicted model, not a curated record
ACUCAACCUCCAGCCGACUCAAUCUAGACAACACAUCCCCAUCACCCACCACCAAAAUGGUCUUCCGUUUCGCGAAAACCCUCGACCCGAUAACCAUCUUCCACACCCCCAGCUCCACGACCUCGAAGAACGCCCUCAAGAUCCUGCAACGCGCCUCGACGAUCGCGCAAUCGCCCGACACGGCGCCGGCGGGCGGCCGCGGCGAGUUCCAGUUGGAGAUCACGACGGCGCCGCCGACGACGGACCAGCUGCGUAAUAUCCUGGACUACGUGACAGGGAACCCGGCGGGGGCCGGGGCGCCGGACAAAGGGGCACGGUAUGCGGUGGGGGAGGUGGUGCGCGGGGCGCGGGAUGCGGAGGAUGCGAUGAAGAGGUUCAAGGGUGAUCCUGAGGGGACGUUUGUGAGGCCUGUUACGGUCGAUUGGACCAAUGGACAGGCGGUCGUCGGGGAUAAUGAGUCGGAGAUCCUGAAGAUGGUGCAGCAGCUCAAUGAGAAUUGAUUUGAUCACCAGCACCAGCACCAGCUAGCUCAAGAUUACUUGGAUCACUCAACAGGCAAACUGUAUUCUACGAGACGCUGUAUCAUACACUUCUCCCCUCACUCUGAAAAUACCCAGCCAUAAAGCAUUAAUUCAUACUCGCUCAAUCAACCCCUAACCCGAGACCCAGCUCGUGCUAGAAUGAACAACCAUGCAGACUAGAA